Lepisosteus oculatus (spotted gar) is the source of this 1507-nucleotide messenger RNA. RefSeq lists its product as uncharacterized. The record is from RefSeq and is a predicted model, not a curated record. NCBI's taxonomy places the organism in Eukaryota, Metazoa, Chordata, Actinopteri, Semionotiformes, Lepisosteidae.
AAAGGCUGAUUUGUCUCUUCCUCCUCAGUUUGCAUAUAAAGAGAUAGAUCUAUCUUAUAUUUAAUGAGCUGGUGUCAUUUUGCUUCGAUCUCCUCUACACAUUCAAGUCAAGAAGAAGAUGCAAAUCAGUAGGUUGGCCCUGGUGCUGCUUCUGCAAAUCAGCAUCGGCACUGCAGAAGAAGUCCAUCCAGAGGUCCUGAGGAAGCUCGUCAAGGACUUCCUCAUUACAAACUACCAGAGAUCUGGCUUUCUAAACCAGAUGAGCUUUAUGAUUGGCCUGAGCCCGGAACAGUGCAGGGAUGCAAGCGGAGUCAGGUACUAUAUGGAUGGAAAGAAUGAGCCUAUCCCCAACAUUGCAACCUCAGUAAAAGAUUUCAACACUGCAAACACAGCCAACUACAUGGCUGUCCUGCCAGAUCCACAUCAGAAAUGUUCUGAAUUUAAAAUGCUGAGGCAGCCAGAAAGUGGAUGGGACGUGGCGGCAGGGCAGCAGUCCAGGGAAAUGACCGGGGCUGAGUGGCUGGGAGGGAAGUUGCAGCAGACUCUUCAAGGUGGAGGAUGUGUGGUAUUCUACACCACCAACAGUCCCUGCUUGAAAUACUGUUUUAACGACACAAGUGACCGAAGGAUUGACAAGCCCCUCUCUGAGGACCCCUUUCGAUCCUGGAAGGACAGACAAAAUGUUGCCUUGUACUUUGUGUAUACCCAGACCUACAAGAAUGAUGAGGAGUGCAUGGAGAGUGUCCAACAAGGGUUUAGUAACUUGGCCAACAUGGACUUCCAUAUUUGGAACUGUCCUUAUGAAGUGCAGAAGAUUUGUCCUGAGUGCAAAGCCAUGACCUCAUGCAACACCUGCAAGGACAAGACGACCUGGUGCAACAAUUGCAAAGAAAGGAUGAGACGGUGCAGAGACUGCCAAGUAGCCGGCUAUGACAAGGCAUGUCAAACUUGUGCAGAAUUUGAGAAAGAUUGCCCGACGUGCAACAGGAUCCCCAAAGAAAAACAAAUAAAAUGUAAAGACUGCUAUGCUCGUAGGCAAAAUUGUGAGGAAUGCAAAACCAUGAGAGUGUACUGUGAAACCUGUGUGAAGACUCAAACGGAGUGUUUCGAGUGCGAGAAAACCAGGGACCGUGCCUGUGAGGACUGUCGGAACCGUCACCUCGAGUGCGACAGCUGCCUGAGCACACGCAUCAAGUGCCAGGUGAAGAACUACAAAUGAUCACGGAAUACACUGGACAUGAAAUCAGGGUGGAAAAUGUUGAGUUUUGGCAUUAUGUUUUCAAUUCUAAAGCUUUGAAUUGGCUUGUUUUAGUGAGAAUGCCUGUGAAAUCUGAGCAAAAUAUUUUGAUUUCGAGUUUAUGAUACAUACAAUUAUGCUAUAAAACAAUCUAUAUGUAGAAAACUAAUAUUAGAGGGAAAAAAAGAUGAAUGUAUUCACUUUUUUAUUAUAAUUUUGUUAAUUAAUAACAAAAUAGAAUUCCUGUUCAUUAAAAUGAUUAAAGCUCCU